AUAAUCCACAUCUCAAGAUGAUACCCCACCAGCUUCAAAAAACCAAGGGAAAAAAUAAUGUCCAUGUCUGAAUGAGAUACCAUUAGCUAGCUUAAAUUCUGUCAAAAGCAGUGCUUUGGAAGGGUCGAGACUGGCAACGUUUACAAGCAAAGCAACUCCAACGAUUAACAACUACUCCCUCCGUCCGAAAAUACUUGUCAUCAAAAUGAAUAAAAGGGGAGUACUUCUUUUUCCCUUUAGUUUUUCCUCUCAUCAUCAUACAUGCUCCUUUAUCCUUCAAAUCCAUGGCCAUACAUCCAAAGAUGUUCUUCUUCCCGGCAUGCUCCACAAUCAUUAUAUAGAUGAUCAGAUCAGCAUCGCAAGAGAACAGUUCCCAUCUCUUUUUCUGCACAUACAUACAUACACCAUCUAGUAACAUACUCUUUGCUUUCCUCUCCAUUCUUUCCAUGUUGGCGUCCACUUAAAUCUUCCACAAAGCCAUCCCUCGACCCUUUCCUUCUGUUUUUCCUGGCCUUUAUUAUUUUCCCAUCCUCUCCUCUCCAAUGGCACUAUCCUCUACAAAUAAAUUUCGAAAGCAGGUGACGCUUUCGCCCAUGCCAUUCCUUGCACUCCACCCAUGCCCCCCUCGCCCCGUCCAAGCCCAACAAGUGCUCGCCACUGCUCCACCAACACCGCCGCCGUACCUCUGUGCAGCAAUGGCGACGGCCCCGCCGGCGAUCCCGUUGCCGGACUACCAGGUGUCCGGGGCGGCCGCGGCCCACCAGCGGGGCUCCGUCGGCCCGUUCGUCGGGGUGCUCGCGGCGGUGCUGCUGCUCACCGCCAUGUCAUGCUUCUUCGGCCGGGUGUGCGCGGCGCACGCGCAGGGGCCUGACGAGUGGUACGACUGCGCGAGGCUCGCCGGCCGCCGGAGAUGCUGGUGGUGGCGGGCGCCUCGGCGGCCGGUCAGGCCGGCCGAGGAGGAGGUCAAGCCGCCGCCGGCGAUGCCGUUGCCUGAGCCGUGAAUGAUCGGUCGGCCUCAGGCUCCUGCUCUUCUUUCUCUUUGCUGCGGUUUGCAGCGGCCGGCAAGGAAGGAACAAGGGCGGGACCGGACCGGACUGAACCAACGCGCAUGGACGCGGUUUCUUUGUUGCGCGGUGGACAAAUCCAAGACACUGACACGGAAGCAGAAGGCUUGCGAUAAGGGAGGGAGGAAAAUCCGAAGCUUUGUCGACGAAGAGAUAGAGGAAGGGGUCAAAUGGAAGCGAGAAGGGAGUAGGGGACGGAUGGGGAUGCGAGAACGGAGGGGGAGAGGU
This is a messenger RNA of Triticum urartu, 1292 nucleotides long. RefSeq lists its product as uncharacterized. Lineage: Eukaryota; Viridiplantae; Streptophyta; Magnoliopsida; Poales; Poaceae. The record is from RefSeq and is a predicted model, not a curated record.